Messenger RNA from Striga asiatica, 654 nucleotides. The record is from the annotation of a GenBank genome assembly. Lineage: Eukaryota; Viridiplantae; Streptophyta; Magnoliopsida; Lamiales; Orobanchaceae.
AUGCUCGAUUUUUCACCCCAAUUUCAGAUUCACUUUCACGCACAUACCCUAGCCCCUACUCCUUCUGGUGAUUCCUCCUCGAUUUGCAGGUGGUUCGGAGACGCGGACGAGGGCCACAGUGACGACGGUCUUUUCUUCCUCAACCUUGAGCAAUUCGGAUAUGUGGGCCACUUCCGCAGAUCAGACAACACUGUGAAGCAGUGUCGGGCCGACUUUCGCUGUCGAGUGAGAAGAGGCGAAGAACUGUGUGCGUGUGCUUUGGGGCUAGGGUUCGGCUGUGUUCUUCAUUUCGUCGACUCCGAGGCACGGCUUCCACCACGUGCGGCGACGACCAAGGCAACCGCGUCGAAUAGUUGCUCGCCUGGAAGCCCUAAUUUUGCCGCCCAAGUAGAAGUCAGCGUCAACGAAAGGACGGCGGUCGACAGUGUUUCAACAAGUCAAAGCGACGUGCAACGACGUGUUAGCCAGGCGGGUCGUAGCAACGCCAACAGCUGGUUACGUUUUUGUGUCUCCAUCGGAUGUCCGACGAGGAGCCGUGUAGCAGGCCUCGGUAACUGUCAGGCUUCUUACGAUCCGAUUUGCGAGGAGGUGAAAAAACCGUUCACCCCUCCUAUUGCUUCCACUUCGACCGUCAUGUGUUGCAAAUGGAUGUAA